Messenger RNA from Petromyzon marinus (sea lamprey), 2530 nucleotides. The record is from RefSeq and is a predicted model, not a curated record. Lineage: Eukaryota; Metazoa; Chordata; Hyperoartia; Petromyzontiformes; Petromyzontidae.
AAUCUAUUGCAGGCUGGUACACUCAGUUUACAACUUCGUUCCUACCAGUAUAAUAUUCUCACUAGCAAGAUCUGAAAGGGGCAGAUCUUGCUAGUGAGAAUAUUAUUGUGUUAUUUUAUUUUAUCAAUUUAUUAUUUUAUUCUCAUUCUACGUGACUUUACCGAAAGAACCAAAGAAUAUGAAUCCUUGCAGUCACGAAAGCUUUAAAUCGAAAAUUAAGCAAGGUUGAGAAACCCAUUUGGCACAAUAAAGGCGUUUCUGAUUAGGGAAACGUUAACCCAAAACGGGCAAAAGUUAAAAUCAAUCGUGAGCGUGUCGAGCAGGCACCAGCUUACAAUGCUCUCUCGUGUGGCCACAGCGGGUUUUAAUUUAUUUAUUUAACCCAUUGGCUUGGCGUUCAACAAAGAUGCGCUUGACUAAAAUAUCCGGCACGCCUGCAUAUGUCGCGAACAGAAGGGGCGGUGAGUGGUGGAGGCGCUGAAAGGGCAUUGAUUACAUAAAUAGGGAGCAAUUGAUAAGGGGGGGUGAGGAGUGGGGUGUUGCGCUGAUGAAAACAGGAUUGACUUGAACCAGUUGAGAACCAAUUAAGGGCAAUAUAUUUUUAAAAAAGUCAUUGAGAGAAACCAGGCCCGCACAGAGAGAGCAUUUUGUUUAGUGUAUCUAGAUUAAAUCUUGAUUAAAAACUCGUUUCUUUAGAACUGCUUUUUUGUCUUUAGUUUGUACCCCCCCCCCGCACCUCCGAUUAGCACCGUUUAUAGCACCAACAUGAUUUAAAUAAUCUCAAUGCGUGUGCCUCAGUGUUUCUAAACUGGCUACAUAAAACCCGGAGGACCCAAUGCUGCUGAAAUGAUGCACUCAAAUUGAAGGCCGUGUGGUUGAUUGAUGUUAAAAAACACACUUGUAUACUGUGUUUGUGCGCGCCCACACAAUCGAAAGUGAAAGCCCAAGAGAUUGAGAGCGGAGAAGACCGGAAGAGAGAGAGAGAGAUAGGUUGGGUGUUGCCCGACCCAGAACUGGUUCGGCCUCCGUCGCUUGUCGGAGUUACAAAACCGGCUGCGGACGUCCCCUUCCGGCACACUUGUGUCGUGGGGUCCUCGCGUCCCCGAGAUGUGCAGGUGGCCCCGAGGAGCUUGACGAGGCGAGGAGCGGCGCAUCGCGAUGAACAUGAUGGGUGUCCCUCCCCUACUCGGCGUGCACCAGGUGCCCCAGGAUUUUCAUGAGGACAGCAUCCUCGCUGGUUAUCGGAACCCAAGGAGCUCGGCAAGGGAGUGCAUCUAUAGCAUAUUCCAGUUCACGAACGAGACGAUCAACAUUUGGACGCAUUUUCUCCCAACAUGGUACUUCGUGUGGUGGCUGCUGGUGCUGUGGGGCGAGGUGGACCUGCUGGGCAGGCCGUACCACCGGCCGCUCGCCGUCUUCAUGCUGAGCUGCUGCGUCUACCCGAUAGCGUCGACCUGCGCGCACACCUUCAGCACCAUGUCGCAGCGCGCACGUCACAUCUGCUUCUUCUUCGACUACGCGGCGCUGAGCCUCUACAGCCUCGGCUCCGCCAUGGUCUACAACGCUUACGUUAUCCCCGACAAGUGGCUGGGCGGCACUUUCCACCGGUGCUUCGUUCCAAUCGCGCUGUUCAACACUGUGCUCUGCACCAGCAUGGCGUGCUACAGCAGGCUUGGGUUGCCAUUCAUCCAUUACAAUCGUUUCACACUUGAAAGUUCCCUGGAGUUGAAGCGGCCGCGCAUGGCUAAGGUGCUCAGGGUAGUGGCAUUUGCCUUCCCCUACCUGUUUGACAACAUUCCCCUCUUCUACAGGAUCUUUCUGUGCUCCGGAGAGGGAUGCACAGACAACGAAGCCGUGCCAACUCAUCGUCUGCACACUUUAUUUGCCUUCCUCACCGGCUUCCUCUUUGCCACCCACCUGCCGGAGCGCCUGGCGCCCGGCGUCUUUGACUACGUCGGCCACAGCCACCAGCUGUUCCACGUGUCUGCGAUCGUGGGCACGCACUUCCAGAUUAAAGCGGUGCUGCUGGACCUGCACUCGCGCGCCGACUGGCUGAGCACGGCCUCUGUGGCAGCUCCUUCGUUGCUCGAGACGGGUGGCGCCUUCUGUCUGGCCAUCGCCCUCAACCUGUUGGUGAUUGCGUUUUUUGCCGUCGGACUCUACAGCAAGCAGCAGCAGCAGCGGCAGCAGCCGAAUCCCGUUCAGGACAACGGGGCGAUCAACCUGCCCAAGAGUCACGCAGAGUAGCUGUUGAAGGUUUUCCCCACGACGGAUUUGUUCUAGCGACAGGUGGUGAUGAAAAUGUGUUUUUAGCUCUGUUUUCACUCCUUUUAACCCAACUGUGUUAUCGGCAUCAUGAGAAUCGAUUCGGAACGCUCGCAGAGUAGCAGUGCAACCAUGUCCAUAUUACUCAUUGUUUUUUUUCGGUAAAGUCACGUAUGUAGAAAUACCAUAAAAUUAUAUUAAAAUAAAUCAAUCACGACGUUUCGACCGCAACACAAGCGAUCUUCAUCAGGUCUAAAAAACAAAU